Molecule: messenger RNA, 858 nt
Organism: Entrophospora sp. SA101
Lineage: Eukaryota; Fungi; Glomeromycota; Glomeromycetes; Entrophosporales; Entrophosporaceae
Source: the annotation of a GenBank genome assembly
AUGUUUGGAUUUGGUGCAAUUGCUGGAUUUGGUGCAUUUGGUGCAAUGGAUGAAUUUGCAAAUCUUGGCAGAGAAAUUGGGAAAAAUGUAGAAUUGGAUGUCACUAUGGAACUUGAUGGGGGUUUGUCAGAACCGGCUAAUAGGUGGCAAAAGUAUGAUACUAUUGAAGAAAUGAUUGCUGGAGAAACUGAAUUAAAAAUGAUAAACUACGACCAACUCUCCGAUAUAAAGUUUCUUGUCAAAGGUGGUUGUGGAUCAGUGUAUUCUGCAAAUUAUUUUAAUGAACAAGAAGGAAAAAGCUCUAGAGUAGCUUUGAAAAGUGUCUUUAAUUUAGAAAGCAAUCAACAUGAAUUUAUGGAUGAAGUGGUUCAUCAUACACAUGUAAAAGAUAGGAAUUAUAUUCUCCAAAUUCAAGGGGUUACUCGAGACCCUACUACUUUAGAGUAUCUCAUGGUGAUGGAAUUCUCAAACUUCGGAUCUUUGCGGGAUUACCUUCAAAAAAAUCAUUUGAACCUUACAUGGAAACAACGGGUGAAUCUUUUAUAUAACAUAGCGUAUGGUCUUAGAGAAAUUCACAUGGUGGGACUAUUGCACACUGACUUUCAUAGUGGGAACUUGUUGCUUUUUGGUGAAAAGAUUUAUGACUGGAGAUUUGAUAACAAUAAAUUGGCAGAACUUGAAAAGGCCGAAGUUUUAAAUCGAAAAGAAAAGGCUAAUAAUAGUAAACCUGUACCCAAUUUUCUAUCUGCAAAACAAACGACAAAGCAAUGGAUAGAUUAUAAAUCGAAUCAAUUUGAACUUGUGGUUCCGGAUUAUAUUACAACUCAAGUUGGAUUAGAAAUUCCAGAUGAAUUAUAA